AUGGCAUGGUCGAAUCUCCCGGUAGAUCUCCUCUAUUAUAUCUCAUCGAAAUUGCAUGUCGUCGACUUCCUCCGCUUCUCCGUCGUCUGCACCUCAUGGAAUUCAACUUUUGCCAACAAUGCACACAAACACAUUCAUUUCCAUCCCUCGCCAUGGCUGCUCCUUCCUAGCAAAAAAGGAGAGGCCUCCGACACUCUUGCCUUCUGGGAUCUUACCAUCAAAGAAGAAGACAUUGCCUGCCAUCACCACUUCUCCUCCCUUAAUGGACAUAUCUUCGGUCGUCGAUGUAUCAGCUCCAAAGAUGGAUGGCUUGUGACACUUGAUAAGAAAGAUCUACGGCCUCGUAUCUUCAACCCUCUCACAAAAGCUGAAAUAUCCUUCCCAUCGCUCUUCACCAUCCCUGAUGAUAAAUAUCAUACGAUCAAGCCCGAAUAUGCUUCAGACGGCUCUAUCGAGUUAUCUUAUAAAGAAAUUUGUCGAGGCCUUUGCACAUACACAAAAUAUUUCUGCAAUGUAUAUUUUCAAAAGAUUGUCAUCUCCUCUAAUGAUCCACAUGGAACUGCAAUUGUAAUCUAUGGUUAUGAUAAAUUGUUGGCUUUAGCAAGGCCUGGUGAUCGAGCUUGGGUUCUUGGCCCACAGCUGCUUCCUUACAACACCAAUGAUCAUGAUGAAUUUGAAGAUGUGUGCUAUCACGAAGAAGAACAAAGGUUCUACGCCAUAACACGUUUCUCGAGGGUGCUAGCCUUCGACCAUAAUGGACAAAAUGUUGAAAUGAUAUGCCAACCAAUACAGGAUGAACGCCCCAUACAAGAAUAUUGCAUGAACUAUAUUUUCUUUUUAAUGGGAACUCUUCUAAAAAUAGAGAGAGAGAUCAAUAUUUUUACUCGGCCUGUUGAUGAAAGGUACGCUGGGAAGACAAUUAGAAUCUCAGUUUUGAAGUUAGUCCAGGAUGUUGUUGCAACUUCUUCUUCAUUCUCUCAAUGGACCACCAUCAAAGACUUGGGGGGGUUUUCCUUAUUUGUGGGUUGUAACCAGACAUUCUCAUUGCAUCAUACGACUGUUCCUGAAAUUAAACCAAACUGUAUAUACUUCUGUGAUCAUUUGGAUGAAUCGUCACAAGAUGAUGUUUAUCAUGAUGCUGGGUUUUUUGAUCUUCAGAAUGAUUGCUUUCACUAUUUUUUUGACUAUGAUUCACAACCUAACUGGCCUCCUUCAAUCUGGUUUAUGCCAUCAAUUUCAUAA
Dendrobium catenatum is the source of this 1242-nucleotide messenger RNA. Its product is annotated as probable F-box protein At4g22060. The coding region runs from base 1 to 1242 and encodes 413 amino acids. The record is from RefSeq and is a predicted model, not a curated record. The transcript has a single exon. Lineage: Eukaryota; Viridiplantae; Streptophyta; Magnoliopsida; Asparagales; Orchidaceae. Gene Ontology annotation, molecular function: protein binding.